AUGAGCUCCUACUCUGACGGCUCGCGGCCGUCAUCACCCGUGUCGCCAGCACGCACCGUACCAGCUCCCACAUCUCCUAGGGUCCACGACUCGGCGCCGCGCACCAGCCAAGACACCGUCCGCACAAAGUACUCGGAUCAUACGCCCGACAUCGUACUGUCCCCAGCGCCAGAACUUGCGCCGGUGCACAAAGAUGCCGCAACAGACGCAGAAACACUGCACAACGGCCGGCACACGCUCGACGAAGACGAGGACGUCUGGGAGGACGAGGAAGACAGCAUACUUAUGGACCAACACGGAAACAUCGUAUACGAAGGUCCCGACUACGAAGACUCGGCUUCAGAAUCCUCCGACGAUCAAGACGCUCAGGAGCUGAGCCACGCAAGGCGCUCCUACCGUCAGGCUACUCAGCAGUACCGUCAGAGCCGGCGUGCACUUUUGCUCUCGGGGCUGUCGUCGUUUGCCUCCUCACCCUCGUCAGACGAUCUCGGCAGCGUAUCCCGCACCGAACAUGCCACCUCAGUCAGCCCGCCCGGCUCCAUAUUCGAGACGUCAGCUAGUCCUCCAGGAUCCAUCUUUGAGACGUCUAGAACAGAUCGCGAGAACUCCUACUACCAGCCUCACACCGCAGAGUCUGUCGACACGGCCGAUGCCGGCGGACGCGCACACUCCAUCCGCUACACCUCCGAACCUCCCUCCGGUGGAGAGCUCGCUGCAAAUGGCGACCCGCAGUCAGAUACAGCCAAGGGCGAAGCCGAUCUUAGGUCGUCCUCGGAAGGCGAAGAAGACACCUUCAUCGACUCGAGAGCGAUCCAGACGCCACGCUUCUCCCUCGCCGAUCCAAUGCAGACAAACGGUCAGCUUCCGGCCUCGCCUAUCAAACGUGAGAGCGGAUGUUUUGAGCGUCCCGCUCUUUCGCCCAGAUCGACCUCGACGCACCACGAUCUUCCAGACGCAUACAUGACGCCCAGACUCAGCUUGGCUCAGCUUCAAGAAGAGCCCAGAAUGACAGCCUCGCCUCUUGCAACAGAGAAGGAACCAGAGUUGAAGAAGGAAUCACAGCCUCAGGCCAACGGCGACGCACACACGGCUCGCGCCGACAACACCCCCUUCAGUCUGUGGGACUACCUCAAGGAGGAGGUGCUCGCCACCGACUUUGAUGCCACGCAGGAGAUGAAGUGGGAACGCGUCACCAACUUCAUCUCCAUCCCCUUCUGGAUGGAGAAGAUCAUCAUGUUUGGAUUCGUCGUCUGUCUCGAUUCGUUCCUGUACACCUUUACCAUCCUGCCGCUGCGCUUCGGUGUGGCUCUGUGGACCUGGCUCACCAACACCACGCGCUGGAUGCUCGGCGGCCAGAAGCGCUACCUGCAUUCGUCGCACAAGUGCGAUCUGCUCAAGAUGCUGCUCAUCGUAUCGAGCUGCGUCAUCCUCUCGCGCAUCACCGACGCUAGCAAGAUGUAUCACUCGGUCCGCGGACAGGACGUCGUCAAGCUCUCGGUCAUCUUCAACGUGCUCGAGAUCGCCGACCGACUGUGCUGCAGUUUCGGCCAGGAUCUGCUCGAUUCGCUCUUCUCGCGCAGUACCCUCGCGCGCCGCAAGAACGGCAAGCAGCCCUACCUUCGCCCCGUCGGCUUCUUUGGGCUCAGCUUGUGCUAUGUGCUCGCGCAUACGCUCGUGCUCUUCUACCAGCUCGUCACGCUCAACGUGGCCAUCAACAGCUACGACAAUGCACUGCUCACACUGCUGCUCUCCAACCAGUUUGUCGAGAUCAAGUCGAGCGUGUUCAAGAAGUUCGAAAAGGAAAAUGUCUUCCAGAUGACGUGCGCCGACAUCGUCGAGCGCUUCCAGCUCACCUUCAUGCUAUCGGCCAUCGGCCUGCGCAAUCUCAUCGAGCUCUCGGGCGGAUCGCUAGAGCCAUCUGCCAGUCCGCUGCCGGCGAGCUUCACGGUUUUCCCAAGUCUCAGCUUGCUCGAGACGGUGCUGACGCCGGUGCUGAUCGUGCUGGCGAGCGAGUGCAUCGUCGACUGGCUCAAGCACGCCUUCAUCACCAAGUUCAACCACAUCCGUCCCGCCGUCUACGGCCGAUUCAUGGACGUGCUCUGUCGAGACCUCGUUGUCGGCGGACCAUCGAUGAGGGAGAACAGCCGAAAGCAUACGUUUGUCGACCAGAGCCCCAUCAUCAGCCGUCGACUCGGCUUCGCUGCUCUGCCGCUAGCAUGCCUGCUGGUGCGGCUGAUUCUGCAGAUCAUCGGCAUGAUCGGCGACACGAGUCACAUUGACGAGUGCAUCGCGCCCGUCAACCCGCGCAUCUCCGAGACGAGCUGGAUCGGCGUCGUAGCGCGAAAGCUCGGCGCGGUGGACAUCAACAACGAGUGGGUGCGUGCACUCGACCUGUUCGUGCGCGGCUCCGCAUGGGCCCUCACCGCCGUGAUUGCGUGGGCGUUCUUGGUGGCGAUCAAGCUGCUGAUCGGCACGAAUCUGGUCAGCUUUGCAUCGCAUCGCUAUGCGAGCAUGCACGAGCGCGAGAACGAAGAAGCGCUCAACUCGCGCGAUCGAGCGCCGAUCGGCACCAACAAGGACGAGAGGAGCUACGACAAGUCGCUCGGCCGCUUCAUCGACAGGCCCGACGACGACGCGGUGCAGAUCAAACUCGACGGCUCGCACGUGCUGCCCGCAGCGAAGGAAAGGGAAAAGUCAAAGGUGGACUCGGCCAAGCCAAAGAAGGAGACUUCGCUCAUGGAGGUCAGUCGGUACAACAUGAUCCGAUCGCGCAUCUGGUGA
Molecule: messenger RNA, 2781 nt
Organism: Moesziomyces antarcticus
Lineage: Eukaryota; Fungi; Basidiomycota; Ustilaginomycetes; Ustilaginales; Ustilaginaceae
Product: DUF747 family protein
Exons: 2
Coding region: 1-2781 (926 amino acids)
Biological process (GO): maintenance of protein localization in endoplasmic reticulum
Cellular component (GO): endoplasmic reticulum membrane
Source: RefSeq, a predicted model, not a curated record